This is a messenger RNA of Populus nigra (black poplar), 885 nucleotides long. Its product is annotated as N-terminal acetyltransferase A complex catalytic subunit NAA10. The record is from RefSeq and is a predicted model, not a curated record. Gene Ontology annotation, molecular function: protein-N-terminal-glutamate acetyltransferase activity; protein N-terminal-serine acetyltransferase activity. The transcript is spliced from 2 exons. Bases 84 to 683 code for a protein of 199 amino acids. Gene Ontology annotation, biological process: N-terminal peptidyl-glutamic acid acetylation. Gene Ontology annotation, cellular component: NatA complex. Lineage: Eukaryota; Viridiplantae; Streptophyta; Magnoliopsida; Malpighiales; Salicaceae.
GCUUCCCUUGCACUAGUUUUUUUCUCAUUUCCUGCAGACAAGGCAAAAACCGAAACCCUAACGACGUCUGAAUCUCCUCCAGCAUGGUGUGCAUAAGGAAGGCGACCAUAGACGACUUGUUGGCGAUGCAAGCAUGCAACUUGCUAUGCUUGCCCGAAAAUUACCAGAUGAAAUAUUACUUUUACCACAUCCUCUCUUGGCCGCAUCUCCUCUAUGUCGCUGAAGAUUACAACGGCCGAAUUGUCGGUUACGUUUUGGCCAAAAUGGAAGAAGAAUCGAACGAGUGUCAUGGUCAUAUCACUUCUCUCGCUGUCCUUCGUACUCACCGUAAGCUUGGCCUCGCUACCAAGCUCAUGAACGCCGCCCAAACCGCCAUGGAACAGGUAUUUGGAGCAGAGUAUGUGUCUCUGCAUGUGAGGAAGAGUAAUCGCGCAGCUUUCAAUCUGUAUACAGAAACAUUAGGCUAUAAGAUCCAUGAUGUGGAAGCAAAGUAUUAUGCAGAUGGGGAGGAUGCAUAUGAUAUGAGGAAGCAGCUGAAGGGAAAGCAGAGUCAUCAUCAUGGUCACCACCACCACCACCAUGGUGGUGGGUGUUGUUCAGGUGGUGUCAGGCCCAUGGAAGCUCGACCAGAAUUGAAAUCAGAGGCAAAAGCUGGCACCAAGGCAGAAUCAAAAACGGGUUGACGGUGAAUGGUCACUGACUAGUUGGAGAAGUGAGUGUUAUACUUUUUAGUUAUGUUAGAAUACUGUUUGUCUGUAUCGAGUAUUAUAGAUUGUUUGUUUAGCUGUGAUAAUAAUGCACUAGAAGACUGGGAGUUGCAUUGCUAUUUCUACUUACUGCUUCUUCGAUAUAUGCCGAGUAAUGGUAUUUGCACCUUCUUCUCUA